Molecule: messenger RNA, 5873 nt
Organism: Oreochromis aureus
Lineage: Eukaryota; Metazoa; Chordata; Actinopteri; Cichliformes; Cichlidae
Gene: dusp10
Product: dual specificity phosphatase 10
Exons: 4
Coding region: 267-1685 (472 amino acids)
Biological process (GO): protein dephosphorylation; negative regulation of JUN kinase activity
Cellular component (GO): cytoplasm; cytosol
Molecular function (GO): MAP kinase tyrosine/serine/threonine phosphatase activity; protein tyrosine/threonine phosphatase activity
Source: RefSeq, a predicted model, not a curated record
AUUUAAUAUUAAUGAAGUCGCGCAUUGGCUCGCACUCGCGUCAUUCCCACUGCGCGACUUCUGUAGGCUGGCAGACUUCCUUCAAUAUUAUUUCUGGGCAGCAGGGUAAAAGUACUAAAAAAUGUUGCCGAGCCACAACACUGGGACGGACUGAAUGGAGGCCACGUUGUCGGGGAGCGGAGAUAAUAAAUCCGUCUACGGUCAACCGCGACACUCACCGAGCGACUUGUUGAGUUCUCAGUGAAAGUCCAGUCCUCGGUCUCCCCAUGCCUCCAUCUCCCCUCGACGACAGAAUUGUGGUGGCGCUGCCAAGGCCAAUCCGACCUCAGGAACUCCAACUACGCCUGGACACCAGCUACCUGGACUCCAUCACCACCAGCAGCAGCGACAAGACCGUAAUCAGCACCACCGUGGUGAAGAUCCGGGCGACGGCCAAUCUUGUAACGUAUAUGCCCUCAUCCAAGGGCUCCACGCGCUCAUUGUCGUGUGGAUGCAGCAGUGCCAGCUGCUGCUCUGUCACCACCUAUGAGAAGGACAGCCAGAGCCUCAACCACAGCCAGGUGAGCGCCAGUAGCCCCAAUCUCAGCUACGCCGGGCCCCCUACCCCAAUGGUCAGCAGCCAUGAAGCAUUAAGUGCCCCCAGUCUCGCCCCGGGCACGCCGAAGGCCCUAGCCACCGUGAGGGUCAUCCACCCCAAUGAGCUGGCCAAGCGGAUAACCUGCUGCCCCAUGGGUCACCCUGUGGGGCCCGUGCCGGUCAUCAUCGACUGCCGGCCCUUCAUGGAGUACAACAAGAGCCACAUCCGGGGGGCCGUGCACAUCAACUGCUCUGACAAGAUCAGCCGGCGACGGCUGCAGCAGGGCAAGAUCACUGUGCUGGACCUCAUUUCCUGCCGUGAGGGCAAGGACUCUUUUAAGGGCAUCUUCUCCAAAGAGAUUGUGGUUUAUGAUGAGAGCACCACGGACCCGAACCGGCUGACAUCCACUCAGCCUCUACAUGUGGUCCUGGAAUCACUGAGGAGGGAGGGCAAGGACCCAAUCAUCCUCAAAGGAGGCCUUAGCAGCUUCAGGCAGAGCCAUGAAAACCUGUGUGAGCACUCGCUGCACCUUCACGAAGGCUUGGACACGGGCGCAGCUGCUGGCCUGACGGGGGCUCUACCUCACUCUCUGCCCUCCACCCCGGACAUAGAGAACGCAGAGCUGACGCCAAUCUUGCCCUUCCUCUACCUGGGGAACGAGCAUGACGCUCAGGACAUCAACCUGCUGCAGCGCUUGAACAUCGGCUACAUCCUAAAUGUAACCACCCACCUGCCGCUCUACCACUAUGACACGGGCCUCUUUGUCUACAAGCGCCUGCCUGCCACCGACAGCAACAAGCAGAACCUGCGCCAGUACUUUGAGGAGGCGUUUGAAUUCAUUGAGGAAGCACACCAAGCGGGUAUGGGCCUCCUGAUCCACUGCCAGGCAGGCGUGUCUCGUUCAGCCACCAUUGUGAUCGCCUACCUGAUGAAGCACACCUGGAUGACCAUGACGGACGCCUACAAGUUUGUCAAAACCAGGAGGCCCAUCAUCUCCCCGAACCUUAACUUCAUGGGCCAGCUGCUGGAGUUUGAGGACGACCUCAACAAUGGAAUAACGCCACGAAUCCUCACGCCAAAGUUGAUUGGUGUGGAAACCGUCGUCUAGAUUAACCUCUCGACCCCUCCCCCUCCAAUGCUCGCACUUGUACCAAGUCUCCAUCUGCCAGCGGAGACUGGCUGAUCUGAGCCGAUUUGGAGUGUGAGAGUCGCCGAAUUUUUCUUGACUCUCGAGAGUGCCAAAGCUCUGGGUCAGUGGCGAAGAGAAAUGCCAAAAAUCCCCACUGUUUGGACCUGGCUGAAGUCCCAGAGGAGAGAGCUAGAAAGACAGGAAGCGGUCGGUGGCGAGCUUUCCAUUUGUGACUGCAGAGGAGCUUAAAUGACGGAGAAGGAAAUCUGUUUGGAAAAGAGAUUCUGUGCGCUUAGGGGUAGAUAUUGACAGAAAAAACUCUUAAAGCUCACACUGUGGCACACAGUUUAUGUUUGCAGACUCAGGCGGGGUUGGCCACGGCAGUGCCUGUCCAAAAAAAACAAACAAAAAAAACAAAUAAAGACUUGUUUGGUGUGUUAAUGUUGUUUUAUUUUUAUACAGGGGUUUAUGGGGGUGACCAUGACAAGCCCACAGCGGCUUACUGUGCAAUAAUUUCAGAGUGGAAUGCAACUGAGACCUUGAUCUUAUGUGUAUAUAUCGGACAUGAUAAUACAAAAUAUUUCCAGCUCUUUGCUGAACAACGGUUUUGAUGUUAAUGUAAAUUACUGUUGUUCAGUUCAAUGUGCAUAAGUAUGCUGUAUUUUAGGCAGAGGUAGGAGAUGGGGGGUGGGGGGACUUGUGGGGUUUUCGUCCGCUGAAACAAAAUUCAUACUGAGUGCGUUUGCUUCACUAUCUUCAUUUCCCAUUCCUGCAUCUACAUAUGCAUAUCUUUUAGCAAUAUACAUAGCAAUGGACAGCCAUAAGAGCUUUUCUUUUUUUUGAAUGCAUGGCUGCUGGCAGUAGAAGGAACGCUUUGAAAUUACAGUGAAUAUUGUCAAACAGGGCUACUGGAGUUGUUUAAUGUAACACAAUGGAGGAAUAUCACUGCCUGCUUCUGUCUCCUAGUCGUUUUUUCGCUCCAGUUCAUCCGUGAGCCUGCUCUGUUGUACUGUUAAGUCCCCGUUGUGGCCUCAUCUUAUGUUCUUGUCAGUGCCCUAUAUUUUGAGCUAUGGUUCAGCCGAUUCUAAGGUAGCAAAGUUGAGGUACAAAAAAACCCCUGCACUUCCACUUGUGGGUUAUAGUUUAAUGUGACAGUGAGGGUGGUGGUGUGGUAGCAGCGUGACCAUCGUCUAAUCUCCUGCAACUCCCUAUCACGAAGCUACAGUUAAGUGAGCUCUUCUUCCUUGCAUAGGCAAGCGCUGCUGUCACGUGCUGCUCUAGUGCCUCUAUCAAUGCCUUAAUUCAUGCGUCACCAGUGGGCCUGCGCAUGGCACUCUUAUCAUGUACGCAUGAAUGCAGAACACGCAGAGGUCAAAUGUUAGCUCCCAGGCAAAACUGCCCUGCUCCUUUGUCUCAGCUCUUUUCAGACACGAGAGACUUCACAUUGCCUCGCUAACCUGUAUAAAUGAUGGCAUUCUGUCAUUCGGAUAACAUCUUUAUGUUAAUGCUUCUCACCGCUUCGUGCAGACAUGGCCAAAGAGAGUGAAGGAGAUCACACUGAUCACUUCUUUCAUGUGUGGCGGUUAUCGUUCUCAUUGAGUUAUUAAUCAAGAGAAGGCACACUUUUGAACGUCUCGUCGCCAUUGCCACCAAGAGCAGGGUCUCUGUCACUCUCUGCGCGUCUGUGUGUGUGCUGCAGGGUGUUGCUGAGAGCCCCGUCCCUCGCACAGGCUCAGAGAAGGAGAUCUCUCUCUCUCUUUCAUUGAGAAGAGCAAAUGCAUCAUAGAGGAAUGUUUUAAUUACAUCCGUUAAUUAGAUGCUUAGUUGGUGAGAUAAAAUGUUAUUUCCAUUUUUCUGACAUUCGGGGCAUUCUCUGGUGAGCUGAGGCAGCUCGCAAAGAGAAACACGCUUGUCUGUUAGGAUGCAUGCAAAACUGCUGUAAAGCGGUCAGAUUAAUAGAAACGUGAGUGUCUGAAAGGAGCUACACAGACAUCACUCUUCUAAGAUUGUUUCUGCCAUCAACGUGCGGACGUUUAGGAAGAAACCCCUGGAGGUUAAAAUGCUCUUUGUGCGAGUCCAACCACGUGGUGGCAUUUGAAAGGAAAUCUAAUUGUAAAUGAGCUCGGCACGAUUAUAUGCACUUCCUGCUUCACUAAUAUACUCACCCCUGACCCAUAAAACAACAAAUAUAUUAAGACUCUACUUGGUAGACUUCGCUCUCAUUCAUGUUGUAGAUUGCUGCGUUGCUGCUGCACAUGUGCUGAAUUUUGCAUUCAUCCUAAUUUGUCUUGGCGCAUUUGAUUGUCUCACCUGUUGAGUGCUCAUGGUAAAAAAGGAAGCAUUUACCUACCCAGGUGGGAUGAGCUGCGGUUUAAGCCUUUCCACUCAUAGAACCGAUCAGUCACUAAAGACCUCGUCUAGAGCUAAAUGUGUGCAUAGCCAUAAAAUAUUCAGCAGAUCAACACUGUUGGAAAAUUUAAACUCUCCUUUUCAAACAAAGAAAAAUUGCCUUGUUAUCGCGUGAAAACCAUGCGUCUUUGACCUAAUUGGUUUAGAUUUGAUAAACCCAAGGGCUUUCAAAGUUUUCCCAGUACAUAAAAGAGCAUGUAAUCUUUCAACUGAAGUUAAAACAAACACCCAGUGAUUUAUGCCUUCUUCCCGAGCUGAUUUGAAGCAGCUUCCUUACAAAUUAUGGUCCCAGUUCUCUUUAUAGUCAUAAUGUUCUUCUGGUUUCUGUUCAGCUCUCCACUGUCUGCAUGAAAUAAAAGGCAUGCAAAGAAGCACAGGGCUAAGUAUCAGUGUCGAAAAAACAUCUGCUUUUCAGUCCACUGUCUGUAAACAAAUUAUAUCUUAAAACCAAACCCGAAGGUUUUUUUUUCAGUGUUGUUUAUUCAGUUUUGAAGAAAAAGUUCAGUCGGUAAGAUUGAGAAGUUUUCAUAGCAAAGUGAAUACACACACAGUGUACUCAGUAAGGCUUUACAAACCAACAUCCACGACAAUAAGCUUGAAAAAAAAAAAUCCCUCAUGUGAAAUUUUCAUGCUAUGCAAAACGAACGAAUAUAUAACGGGCUGUUUUCAGCUAUCGUUUGAUAGUUUCGAGGUCUCUGUGAACAUUUCGAGCAUGAAUAACAAGUUUGCAGCCUCAAAAAGUGAGAUUUGUGUGAUUCACCGACAAAGAAGUUUAAAAAAAAAUAAUGUCUGUCCUUAUAUAUGUAUUUUUUGUUGUUGUUGCUGUUGUCACUGGUGUCUACUGGUGCUUUACAAUAUCUGAUUAUGAUGAAAAGGUAUAAUAAUAAUAAUAAUAAUAACCAUUUACCACAUGUUUGUAGAUGUGCAUUUAUAUUCGGUGACUACCAUUUGCCAAAAAAAAAGAAAAGAAAGAAAAAGAAAAAAGAGAGAGCUUAUUAUCUGAGCCAUUGUUAUAAAGGAAAACUAUACCUUUUCAUCCCAUCUGCUGAUUCUUACAAUUGCAGAGGCACAUGGCUUUUUUUCCCUUUUUUUUCUAAAUGUAACGAUCUAUUUGACUGAAUAAUGUAACCGUCAUACUGUACACUGCUCUCCGGUUGGAAACGAAGCAUGCUGUGUGCUCCUGGUCUGUGAGGGACACUCGCAGUCAUUAUGGUGCUGUCUGUUUUUUCUCACAUUGCUCUUUCUGUAGAGGUCAUCGCCAGACUGACAGCUCCAAAAAGGCAUCUGGGUCUGUUCCCUUUUAUUCGGAAAUAUGGUUCUGUAUUAGAACAAUAUCAAGCUGUCACGUUUGAUGUGCACUCUUUACGACUAGACUUGUUUAAGAGUCUCUGCUUUGGGCUCAGGCUCCGGUGACAAUGGGCUUCACUCUACAAGUCUCUAUAUCUUUCUUUGUGUCUAUAGUAAACAGUCAAAUAUAUACAGUAUAUAAAUAUAUAUCUAUUUUCUUUGUAUGCAUAUAUUCAUUACUAUUUUUGCACUGACCUAUGGACAGAUGGAUUUAUUUUUUCCACAAAGGGUGCUAUUAUAACGGAGGCCUUCUCCCACACCUUUUUGCAUGACUUGCUCAAAAUUCCUCGACUGGUCUGUCAUCUCUCCUACUCUCCUCCUACUACUCCUUGAACUGUUGCAAUUGAAGCACUGUAAUUUUGUAAUCCCUACUCGUGAGCUUUGAAAUAAACAGGGAGGCUUGAAAUUUUG